GAUUUACUCCCUUCCCCCUGGCUGGCAGCACAGAGCUGCAUACUGCCGGGAGUUAUUAUAAAAGACGUAAACCAGCAGUUCAUCAGAGCUCUGGCAGUCUUCCUCAAUAAGUCUGGCACAGCCAACCUGGCCAAUUUUGAAGAGCUUGCUCCGUACUGUGACUGCUGGCUCUACACACAGGCUGCUUGCACAGUGCAACACCGGUACCUCCUGGGUGGUGCUGGGCUUGGCUCCAUGACUGGGAUCUGUGAAAGAGGACAGAGAAACCGUGUUGGGCCCAGCCACUUCAGUAGAGGCUCCACAAGUGUGGCCUGCCCAGUCCUCCAAGCCCUGGAGGGGCCAAAAAUAGUGGAAAAAGACCAAGAUGGGGUCCACGAGCUGACACCUCAGGGCAGAGAUCUGGACAGAAUCACUGGAUAGGUGGCAUUUGCCAAAAAGAAGAAUUAG
Nannospalax galili (Upper Galilee mountains blind mole rat) is the source of this 447-nucleotide messenger RNA. Its product is annotated as 40S ribosomal protein S19-like. Lineage: Eukaryota; Metazoa; Chordata; Mammalia; Rodentia; Spalacidae. Gene Ontology annotation, molecular function: structural constituent of ribosome; RNA binding. Gene Ontology annotation, biological process: translation; ribosomal small subunit assembly. The record is from RefSeq and is a predicted model, not a curated record. Gene Ontology annotation, cellular component: ribosome; cytosolic small ribosomal subunit.